AUUAUACGCACAUAAUACAUAAUGAAUCAAUUAUACGCACGUAAUAAUACUGACAUGUUUGUCCCAGUGUGGACACCGUAGGUGGGAAAGGCUCGUUGCCUAACAACACGAAACAUUGUGAAUCUCAGCACAGCUUUGGUAAACAAUGAAAGUGAUGCUCUGAACAUGUCCAGCAGCAGAGAAAAAGCAGCUUCUAGUCGAGUGCUAAACUUCCUGUGCGAGUGGGAUCGUGGGAAUAAAUCCACUCGCAUGCGAAUGCUUCAGAAUUUCCUGCAGGAGAACACAGGAAAGACGAGUCCUGAGCUGGAGCUAGAGUUCGCUCAGGCUGCCAGUCUGUUCCUCACUCGCAUCAUGGCCUGGAUGAGACUCACCUACAUGUUCAGCACCUGUCUGCAACUUCAGCUCAGAGCGCUGGGAGUCUUCCUCUCUGCUGCCAGCAAUCACCAGUAUCUGUUGGAGUUCCUGGAGGUGGGAGGUGUUAUGACUCUUUUGGAGAUUAUCAGUCAGAUGGAGACCAGUGAGGAGGAGAAAGCUGAAGCUCUGCGUCUGCUCUGCAUCGUCUCUAACGCUGGACGCAAGUACAAGGAGAUCAUCUGUGAAAGCCAUGGAGUGAAGGUUGUAGCAGAGUGUAUGGUGAAGUCAGACUCUGAGGAGACGCAGCACACAGCGUCCCGUCUGCUGGAGUCUCUGGCUCACGGAAACCCCACAUACCAACAACAGGUUUAUGAAGGACUCGUCUCUCUACUGACCUGCAGCUCACCUACAACUACACAACUCACACUACACACUCUACACACUGUCCAGGUCGUAGUAAAGACGCCUCAUCCUGCUGUCGUGGAGCCGUUGUUGAAUCUGCUGAGCUCUCUCCAGCUGGAGGUUCAGUAUGAAGAAAGUGCUUUUGUCCUCAAAGCUUUAGAGCUGAUUAAAUAUCUACAGCACACGGAGGUGAGAGAAGCUCUUCUCAGCGCUCUGAUCGCUCUGCUCAAACCCACCAAGGUCCUGCAGGAUCCAGUGAUGGAGAAGAUGAAUGACUUACCGCUCUUCAUACAGCAGGCAGCAGCAGCUAAAGCCCUAAGGAUGUUGGCUGUGGAGAGCCGUGAGACGUCUGAAGAACUGAUCCGUCUUGGAGUCGUGCACCAUUUACUGUAUGCCAUGGGCAACCAGGAGCACGCUGAUGCUCAGAGACAGGCCAGCCUGGCUUUAAUGCAUUUUGUGAGCUCAUUCCCUGUGGUUGAGAAACACGUGUGUGGGGCCAUGGGCCCGGCUCUGUUCAACUCAUUUAUGCAUAACGCUGAGCUGCUCUACAUGAACAUGGAUGAAAUUCAGGCUGAUAUCUUACUGAGCAACAAAGUGGAUAUUUCAAGAGAAUUCGGAGAUCAGAGCCCAAAGUCCUGAGCAUCACCACAAGCUCCUGUAUGUAUUGUACGUGACCGGACACGCGUGAGGUCGCAGUUUAUCUCCAAUAAACACGUGUGUGGAAGGAAGCAGAAACUGAUAGAGUCAUUUUGAUCAUUUGAUUCGACUCAUUUAUGUGUCGACUCUUAUGACUCUCGACGGUUCAUUGCAAUCUUUCGUGUUUAUGUAAUGUUUUUUAUAGAGUUUAAUAAGAUAACAUCACUUUAUGAUAAAACGACAAACAAAAGGACAGAAAACAGACAGAAAAAAACAACAGAAAUAAAUAAAUAAAGACGUGA
Messenger RNA from Tachysurus fulvidraco (yellow catfish), 1694 nucleotides. It is a transcript of the gene armh1, whose product is annotated as armadillo like helical domain containing 1. The transcript is spliced from 12 exons. NCBI's taxonomy places the organism in Eukaryota, Metazoa, Chordata, Actinopteri, Siluriformes, Bagridae. The coding region runs from base 166 to 1395 and encodes 409 amino acids. The record is from RefSeq and is a predicted model, not a curated record.